This is a messenger RNA of Triticum aestivum (bread wheat), 1486 nucleotides long. RefSeq lists its product as uncharacterized. The transcript has 14 exons. The coding region runs from base 110 to 1237 and encodes 375 amino acids. The record is from RefSeq and is a predicted model, not a curated record. Lineage: Eukaryota; Viridiplantae; Streptophyta; Magnoliopsida; Poales; Poaceae.
UAAUAAUAUCAUGGCAUAAAUCGCACCAGAAGAAAUUUCUCUGUUCUUCCUGCCCUUCCUGCCCGCGCCCGAAGCAGAGGCCGUCAUCGAUCGAUAUCGAUCUUUGAGGAUGAGAUUAGUCCCGGUUCUGUUGGCGUUACCCAUGGUGUUGUUGGGGUUCGUCCUCGGCUUUUCUUUCCCGGCAUCGAUGACGCCCAAUCUUCAGUGCGGCGUACUGCCUUGGAGUGGCAGCACCAACUCCAGCUCCAGUGACAGCUUCCUGGGGAGACUGUGGGCACCAUUACUCAGAAACAGCAGUAGCACCUCAAAUGCCACUUCAGGGAUUGUGAAUGUUGCAAGGAAGCCUGAAGGCGCAGGGAGGUUACCGCCGGGCAUCGUGGUCUCGGAGUCCGAUCUUCACCUGCGCCGGCUAUGGGGAUCCCCUACGAAGGACACGCCGGUUCGAAAGUACCUCCUGACAAUGGCGGUAGGGUACAAGGAAAGGGCCAAUGUCAAUGCAACUGUUCAAAAGUUCUCGGACAACUUCGACGUGGUGCUGUUCCACUACGACGGCCACACGACGGAGUGGGACGACGAGUUCCAGUGGUCCAAGGAGGCCGUUCAUGUCAGCGCCAGGAAGCAGACCAAAUGGUGGUUCGCCAAGAGGUUCCUUCACCCGAGCAUCGUGGCGCCGUACGACUACGUCUUCCUGUGGGACGAGGACCUCGGCGUCGACAACUUCACCGCCGAAGCGUACAUCAACAUCGUGAAGAAGCACGGGCUGGAGAUCUCGCAGCCGGGGCUGGACGCCACCAAGGGGCACAAGGCGUACGACGUCUCCGUCAAGAGAAACUCCGGCGAGGUGCACAAGACGGAUGCAGGGGGGGAGAAGUGCCCCGACGUGCACCAGCGGCCGUGCAGCGGGUUCGUGGAGGUGAUGGCGCCAGUCUUCUCAAGGGAUGCUUGGAGAUGCGUGUGGCAUAUGAUCCAGAAUGAUCUGGUUCAUGGAUGGGGUCUCGACUUCAACUUCUGGAGAUGUGUCGACGACCCUGAAGAGCAAUUUGGCAUCGUGGACGCACAGUAUGUUGUCCAUCAUGCAGUUCCCACACUCAGAGAUCAGGGUAACGGAGAAAAGCAAGGAAGCAGGGCUAAGGUGAAAGACCGGCAAUACGAGGAGAUGCACGCCUUUGACUCAAGAAUGGAUAAUGCUGACAAGGAGCUGGCCAACUCUACCGCUAGAUCAUCAUCCCAGCCCUAAAGUAGUUUCCGUAUUGGUUAGUUACACAAGGAGUACUGCACAUUCAGAUAAUAUAGUUGACUAAACACUAAGAAAACACCACUGGUUUUGUUAAUGAUCUACAACGGACCGAGAGGGGGUUGAGAUGAGACCAUUUUAUUUUAUUUUUAUUUUCCAUUAUUGGAUUCAUUGUUGUACAUUUGCUUUUUAUUGGCAUGAAGCGUUUAUUUGCAACACUUUGUAUUAUUGAACACUAAUAAGUGGUAUUUU